AUGACCGUCUUUAUCGCGUCACUCUUUUUGCCCUACACGGUAAACUUCCAUGAUGCGAAGUCCCGCGACAGUGUUGCUGCUGCAGACCCUCCUUCGGCCGCCAAUCCUGUGAUUCCUGUCAACGAUCCAGUAACACCACCCGUCACGACCAGCCUAUUCGAGAAGAAAACCCCCACCAUACAACCUGGUCUCACCCCAGGUGCGACGACAGACCAUGAGCGCAUCUUUGCCAAUGAUUUAGCAAAGGCUGAGGAGCAACACUCAGGAUACCCAUUUCCACCAGCAUCCACUCCACCAACGGGUAACCAGAUCUUCACGGAGAGUGAAGCGCAUUCUCCGGCCUGGGGAUCGACUACCUCUCUCACUCAGCCAAAGCGGAAGACCAUUGUAUCCCCCUCUCCGUCCAUCUUGAAACACCAGGACCCUGUGCCGGUCAAGGAAUCCAAAGCCAAACCUCCCCUCCCAAAUAUCCCGGAAACCGCGACGGUAGCUCCAUACCCUGGGGUCCGGAAGAAUGGAUCUAUUAGUCGAAAGAUGUCCUUUUCUAAAGCAGAAUGGACUAUUCAGACCGCGGAGCAAGGCAAUGGUGGCUUGCGCAAUGCCGUCCGUUCUGCCAAAGAUUCAGGAUACCUGGGUGAGAUGAUGUGGGUAGGCACAUUGGGGAUGCCCACUGAUUCCCUGGCAAAGCAUACUCGCAAUGAUAUUGCAGAGAAGUUGGAAGACGAAUAUAACUCGUUGACUGUGUUUGUACAUGACGGCGACUUUGAUGGUCAUUAUACCCACUUCUGCAAGACCAUCCUCUGGCCUGUUUUUCAUUAUCAGAUCCCUGAUAACCCGAAGAGCAAAGCCUACGAAGAUCAUUCCUGGAUUUAUUAUGUGAAACUCAACCAAGAAUUCGCCAACCGUAUCGCCAAGCACUGGAAACGGGGUGAUUCGAUUUGGGUCCAGGACUACCACCUGUUACUUGUCCCAGCUAUGUUGCGCAAGUUGCUUCCUGACGCUCAAAUUGGGUUCUUUUUGCACAUUGCAUUCCCGUCUUCUGAGGUGUUCAAGUGCUUGGCCCCGCGUAAGGAGCUGCUGGAAGGUAUUCUUGGUGCCAACCUGAUCGGUUUCCAAACCACAGAGUACUGUCGGCACUUCUUGCAGACAUGCAGUCGCAUUCUCUGCGUGGAGGCAACUAAUGAAGGAAUUCAGAUGGAGGACCGCUUCAUCAACGUGGGUACAUUCCCAAUUGGUAUUGAUCCUACUUCUUGGGAUAAGCGACGUCAUACAGCAGAUGUGGAACAAUGGGUCGAUAUCAUUUCUGAACGAUACCAAGGCCAACGACUGAUUGUGGCCCGCGAUAAAAUUGACUCUGUGCGGGGUAUUCGUCAAAAGCUGCUGAGUUACGAAUUGUUUCUCAACACCUACCCAGAAUGGGCAGAUAAGGUGGUCUUGAUUCAGGUCGCGACAAGUACUACGGAGCAGCCCGAGCUGGAGGCUACCGUAUCUGAUAUUGCCAUGCGAAUAAACUCAACUCACUCGACACUGGCUCACCAGCCCCUUGUUUUCCUGAAACAAGACCUUGCAUUCUCGCAGUACCUCGCCCUUAUUACAGUGGCGGAUGCUUUGAUGAUCACAAGUCUCCGCGAGGGCAUGAACCUAACCAGUCAUGAAUUCGUGUACUGCCAGGAUGGUAGCUACAGUGACAAGAAAUAUGGGUCUCUCAUUCUCAGCGAGUUCACUGGCAGUGCGUCUGUGUUCGGAAAUCACGCGCUCCUCGUGAACCCUUGGGACUACCGGCAAUGUUCAGAAGCCAUUCACACAGCGCUCACACGAAGCGAGGAAAAACGCAAAGAGGUGUGGGACGAGCUCCACCGCGCAGUCCUGCACAACUCUACUGCAAACUGGGUCAAGUCUUUCAAUGAGUCUCUGAAACACGUCUGGAAUGAGCAAUCGUCGCGAGAGAUCAUGGCCGUUCCUCGACUCUCUGUGCCCCGACUUAUCGAGCGAUACCGACAGACCAAGCGCCGGCUCAUGAUUAUCGACUACGAGGGUACUCUUGCCUCAUGGGGAUCCCCACAGAGCAUCAUUCUUACCACCCCUCAGCGUGCCAUUACAACACUGACUGAACUUGCUGAUGAUCCUGCCAAUGUGGUAUACGUCAUGAGCUCACGUAUGCCCGAGGAGAUGGAGCGGCUGUUCCGCCAAGUCAAUAAUUUAGGACUCAUUGCCGAAAAUGGAUGCUUCGUCCGUGAUCCUCAGUCCGAUGAGUGGACUCGUCUCGCAAAGCAGACACACAUUCAAAGCUGGAAGAAGUCAGUGUCAAAUAUUUUGAAAUAUUUCAAGGACCGGACUGAGGGUAGCUGGAUCGAGGAACGUCAUUGUUCGCUUGUGUUCCACUAUGGGUCUGCCGAGGACCGUCCUGGCGCCGGACGUCUUGCUGCCGAAUGUGCAGACCAUAUCAAUGAUGCAUGCGCUAGUUACGGCGUACAUGCCGUUCCUGUUGAGGGCGCUCUCAUCGUGGAACUCGCAAGCACAAGUAAAGCGUCAGCUGCAGAGCAGGUCUGGCGGUGGUGCUUGGAGUCCUCUGAUAAGUCAGAGGAGGUUCCGAAACCCGAUUUCCUAUUGGUCAUUGGUGACAACCGUGAAGAUGAGCCCGUGUUCCGCUGGGCCAACAAAUUGCAAAAGGCUAAUGGCGUCGAUUACGCCAUGACGGUCACGUUAGGAUCGCGAAGCACUGAGGCCCAAGCGACAUUGACGCAGGGAGUGACAGGUGUGUUGUCUUGCUUGCAACAACUGAGUUCUCCGGUCAAGCCCGAAGCCCAGUAG
Messenger RNA from Penicillium pulvis, 2811 nucleotides. RefSeq names its product putative alpha,alpha-trehalose phosphate synthase subunit TPS3. Bases 1 to 2811 code for a protein of 936 amino acids. Gene Ontology annotation, cellular component: alpha,alpha-trehalose-phosphate synthase complex (UDP-forming); cytosol. The record is from RefSeq and is a predicted model, not a curated record. Gene Ontology annotation, molecular function: catalytic activity. Lineage: Eukaryota; Fungi; Ascomycota; Eurotiomycetes; Eurotiales; Aspergillaceae. The transcript has 3 exons. Gene Ontology annotation, biological process: trehalose biosynthetic process.